AUGGAGAGCGCGGAGAGCCGGUGGUGGAGUUGGCUGAGCCUGGGCUCCCUGCUCCUCGUUCUGUUCUCCGGCGUUGGUGAGGCCAAGUGUGAUGAUUGCGUGGAGUACUGCUGUGAAGGCACUCCACCCUUCUGCUGCUCCUACUAUGCCUAUGUGGGCGAUGUCCCUCUCGUAAGUACACAUGCGCGCGCGCACAUACACGAACACAUGCACACAUGUAUACGCACGCAAGCAAAUGCGCACGCAAAUAUAAAGCGUUUAUCGGAACACUGUCUUGAAUUUUGUUCAAAGAAAUUGGGCACGGCGAUCUCGGGCAUCGUGUUCGGCGUGGUGUUUUCAAUGGGCGCCAUGGCGGCGUUGGUCCUGUGCGUGUGCAUGUGCAUGAAGAACGGGCGCGGGGCCCGAGUCGACGUGUUCAGGACCUCCUACAUCAACAGCGUGACCCAGGGUUACCCAGGUCCCCCGCCCCCCUACAGCUACGACUACGAGAUGUACCCUCCCUCCCCGCGCCCCCCCCCCUACAACCCAACACCGGCCCGGCCCGGCAACCUACUCCCCCCCACCCCCCCUUAUCCCGGCUGUGCCCUGAGUGAACUCACCCCCCCCACCGCUGCUGCCAGCCCAAACCAAACCCCCGGCGGACAUUUUGACACUGGAUCACUGAGCGGGGUGUUGGUGUGUGUUUGGACAUCCUUCUUAUUUUGUAUUCUUUUUGGGUCGACGUGUGUGCAUCUCGUUCCCUGAAAGAAUGUGAACGUAACAUGCCUCUUUGCAUGUUUGCCCAAAGCGAUGCCAUCUACCCCAGACACACCCCUAACCCUGGGUUAGGGUGGUCUGGGGUCAGUUGGGAUUGGGGUAGUCUGGGCGACAGGACAUCUGCAGAGCGGAACCCCCGUUCGGUGUCCGUCCAGAGUUUUGGACGAUGUAGAAUGUUUUAUUGCACACGGGACUCUUAUUUGGGUCGCAGGAAAGGUCAAAGGUCGUCUGCUGUAAUCUCGCGCACGGCGGAACUUAAUAUGUGAUGCAUGAUUUUAAAGUGUCUAUCUAUUUUUUCCGAUAGUUUGUGUGACAACGUUGAAGACUCGGCGGUUGAUACUGAAUCGUUGUUUGGGUUUGUCUUACUUGAAAACAGUGUUGUGGAGCUGUGGCUGAAACGUGGAGUCGUCCACCUGACUUAUGUAAUACUUUGAAUGGUUUCUUGUAUUUACCCCCCAACAAAGUCGUAGAGAUGGGAUUUUAGACUCCUGUGUGAAUGAUCUGUGAUCCUCAUCCAGAGGACAUUGGACUGCAUACAAUUUGAAAAAAUAAAUAGAUUCUAGUCUAUUUGUGCUGUUUCUCUAUCUGUGUACAUAAAUACAAAAUCAUAUUAAAAUUAAUUUGAAAUAAUAAAA
Molecule: messenger RNA, 1391 nt
Organism: Gadus macrocephalus (Pacific cod)
Lineage: Eukaryota; Metazoa; Chordata; Actinopteri; Gadiformes; Gadidae
Gene: cyyr1
Product: cysteine/tyrosine-rich 1
Source: RefSeq, a predicted model, not a curated record